AGCGUCCUCUCGUCCUUUUCCGUUGCGUGGGGCCUCUUUAAGCCAUGCUCACCAAUUACUACUUCAUUAAAAUCAUCAAUAACCUUAGUAUUUGCAUCCAUAAUCUUGUCACAAUCUUCUUGACCCUUGAUUUCUCCAUUUUCCAUGUGAGGAUCAAAUAAUUUUAUAAGUUUCUCAAUUGGAAACUCCAUCUCGAUCUCCGAUCACUUAUCAACACUAGUCUCCGUUCACCCCUUUCUGCUCCAAACCCAAAAUCUGAAACCCUAACCCUUCAAUUAUGUUACGCAGCAGCAGAGGAGGUUGACGGUGACCGGAGGAUAGUGAUGGUGUAGUGAUUAGUGAUGAAGGACGGUAGGUGAUGGUUCUGUCGGAAUGUGGUGAUGUAGAUGGAGAUGGUGUUUGAUGUCAGAGGUGAUGCAUGGUGGUUGUUGUGGUGGUGAAUGACGGUGGCAGCGGUGGCAGUGGUGACAUCGGCGAGAGAGAGAAGUGGUUAAGAGUGUUGGAGGGUGGUGGCUGGAGGUGGCAGUGGUGGUUGUGGUGGUGAAUGGCGGUGGCAGUGGUGGCAGGGGGUAAUAAUACAGAGUAGAACAAAACACAAGGGUAAUAUGAAAGGGCAUUAUUGUCAUUUCAAGUUAUACUUAACAGAUCUGUUAACAAAAUUGACGCCGGGGGUAAACUUGCGACAUAACACCGUUGGGGGCUAAAAUUGCAAUUAUUUCGUUAGGGGUCAGAGUGCCAAUUGGCCUAAACAGAAGGAGGUAAACUUGCAGUUUUUACUGAUCUUUAGACUAAUUAUAAUACAAAAUGUGACGAGUUUAAUUCCCUUGUUCAUCUCCGGCAAUCGUACUAUUGCGUUUUCUCCUAAUCGCCGGAGUUUCUGUAUAGCAACGAUCGGAGGCUAGUAGGUGUCCAUUCUCCAGCCUCUACAACCGGUCUCCUUUCUUUCUGGCAUAAAUCAAAGGCACAAUCAGAGUUUCUACUCACAUACAUUUGCUCAGCUGCUUCAAUGAAGACCUCUCGUCUUAUAUGCUGGCUUGUGAUUGAGGUGGUUCUAUUUUCACUUUCACAUGCGGAACAAUCACACAGGGUUCGCGGAAUAAAACAGCGGGAUGUGUAUCCUUCCUAUUUGUGGGAGCUAUACAAAAGCUCAUCAACAAUCCAAAAACCUAAAGUUGCCAAGGAGAUACGUGAUGCGGUGACAAAGUUGGCAUAUCUAGACAGCAGGAUUGAUAUGCUUGGAUUAAUUCUCUUUGGACCUAAAAACCGUCGCUCAAUCCUCCGUGCGGUUAGAGAUGAAAAACUGCCUAUGGUUGAUGACCAACGAUGUCUCAAAUCUACGUUGAAGUUAUUUGAAAAGCAUUGUGGUGUGCUGACUGACGACGACAUGAAGCAAUCUUUAGCCAACAUAUGCAAUUACAUGGUUGAGAAGGCAGCAAUCAAGGAAGCAAUCAUCAUUGCGUGUGGCAUGCACGACAUUGAGGAAUCACAUGGCAUUGAUGUAGGAAACCCAAAAGUAAAUGUCACACCUGCACCGGUUCGAGGCACAUUUGAAUACUGUGGACGUGUUAUUGUAAAUGGCGUUUCGAGAAGGCAACUUGGGAGUUAUGCUAAAGCAUAUCAAAUUAUGGUGGUUCCGAAGCAGAUACUUGAUAGCUGGCAUAACAUGAUUCAAAUUUGUUUCCACCAAAAUCAGUCACAAGGGUUAUGCCAAUGUGAAGAAGAUGAUUGGAGAUUUGUUCGUAAGGGUUCAUGGAGUUCCGUUAUGUCACCAUAUGAGAAAAAGUUUGUUGAUGUGAAGUUUGUUGUUCAGCUAGAAGGCUUUGUAACUGUUACUCUUGAUGAAGUGUCACAGAAUUGGCGCUAUGGAUUGCUUGUAGGGGGGAUUGCUUUACUAUACAUCACCGUGAGCAAGUAGGUCCCCUUUUACUAUAUUGGUCGUUAUGGUUAUUGGAGUUUUAGCUAUUGGUCUCAUAGUUGU
Molecule: messenger RNA, 1978 nt
Organism: Helianthus annuus (common sunflower)
Lineage: Eukaryota; Viridiplantae; Streptophyta; Magnoliopsida; Asterales; Asteraceae
Product: vacuolar-processing enzyme
Exons: 7
Coding region: 1007-1915 (302 amino acids)
Source: RefSeq, a predicted model, not a curated record